Oncorhynchus nerka (sockeye salmon) is the source of this 1931-nucleotide messenger RNA. It is a transcript of the gene hexb, whose product is annotated as hexosaminidase B (beta polypeptide). Gene Ontology annotation, cellular component: membrane; lysosome. The transcript is spliced from 14 exons. NCBI's taxonomy places the organism in Eukaryota, Metazoa, Chordata, Actinopteri, Salmoniformes, Salmonidae. Gene Ontology annotation, molecular function: beta-N-acetylhexosaminidase activity. The record is from RefSeq and is a predicted model, not a curated record. Gene Ontology annotation, biological process: carbohydrate metabolic process; ganglioside catabolic process; glycosaminoglycan metabolic process. Bases 60 to 1700 code for a protein of 546 amino acids.
CCCCCCUGUCUCGCCAGUUGUCAGCUGACUGGUAGUUGGCAAUACAGUAGUUGUACAUCAUGAUCGCGACGCUGAAGUUUAUAACAUUAUUACUUGCUGUUGUUGUCUGCCGGGCAACGCAAGAUUAUGGUUAUAAAGAUGUCGAGGAGCCUACCCUGGGCGAUUCUCAGUAUGGAUCUCUCUGGCCGUUGCCUCAGAAAGUCCAAAUGUCAACGGUAGCAUUCAAACUCAGCGGUGUUAGUUUCCAGAUAGUUGACGCGAAAGAAUCGUCUUCCGGCGCGAGCUGCAGCCUUCUUCAAAAUGCAUAUCGAAGGUAUGACGAAUACAUAUUCCCCAUUUCCAGAAUGCAAGGGCAAAACAAAAAGGCAUUUGCCUCUGAUGUGUCUGAGUUACAGGUGUGGAUCACAUCAGCUGACUCUGAGUGUGACAGCUACCCAAGUGUGACAUCUGACGAGUCAUACGAACUCUCGGUGGACUCUCCUGUUGCUGUGCUGAAAGCACCUAAGGUGUGGGGCGCGCUGAGAGGUCUGGAGACUUUUAGCCAGUUGGUGUAUGAGGAUGAAUAUGGAGCAAAAAGCAUCAAUAGGACAGAGAUCCAGGACUUUCCACGGUUUACACAUCGAGGCCUCUUAUUGGACAGCUCUCGUCACUUCCUGCCCAUCAAAGUCAUCUUAGCCAAUCUGGAAGCAAUGGCGUGGAACAAAUUCAAUGUGUUCCACUGGCACAUAGUAGAUGACCCCUCCUUCCCCUACAUGAGCCGUACCUUCCCACAGCUGAGCCAGCAGGGAGCAUACCACCCGUACACGCAUGUGUACACGCCCUCUGACGUGAAGAUGAUCAUUGAGUUUGCUCGCCUCAGGGGCAUUCGUGUCGUCUCUGAGUUUGACACCCCUGGACACACUCAGUCAUGGGGCAAAGGCCAGAAGGACCUACUGACCCCCUGUUACUCUGGAGCCAGCCCCUCUGGCUCGUUUGGACCGGUCAACCCUAUCCUCAACACCACCUAUGACUUCAUGGCCAUGUUCUUCAAGGAGGUCAGCGCAGUGUUCCCCGAUGCCUACAUCCAUCUAGGAGGAGACGAAGUUGACUUCAGCUGCUGGAAGUCCAACCCAGACAUCCAGAAGUUCAUGGUGCAGCAAGGCUUUGGGACGGACUACAGCAAGCUGGAGUCUUUCUAUAUUCAGAGGCUCUUGGAUAUUGUCACCACUACCAACAAGGGCUACAUGAUCUGGCAGGAGGUGAUUGACAAUGGAGUUAAGCUGAAGGCAGACACGCUAAUCCAUGUGUGGAAAGGCAACCAGCAGCAGUACCAGGCUGAGAUGGCAAGGGUCACAGCAUCAGGCUACCAGGCCCUGCUCUCCACACCCUGGUACCUGAACCGCAUCUCCUACGGCCAAGACUGGCAGGCCGCUUACAAGGCAGACCCACAGGACUUUAAUGGCACAGAUGCUCAGAAGAAGCUGGUAGUCGGCGGAGAGGCCUGUCUGUGGGGUGAAUACGUGGACGCUACCAACCUGACCCCCAGACUCUGGCCCCGUGCCAGUGCUGUGGGGGAGCGGUUGUGGAGUGACAAGGAUGUGAAAGACACAAACGAUGCUUAUAGUCGUCUGAUCCAGCACCGCUGUCGCAUGGUCCAGCGUGGUAUACCAGCUGAGCCUCUGUUUACAGGUUACUGUGCACAUGAGUACAAAGGGGUAUGAGCUGACAGCCACUGUGGGGCUACAACCUGAGAAGCAGCGUUAACCGCAAUGAGAGAGAAAUAAUCUCACAAAUCAAACUUGAUUGUCUUCAUUGAUGCACUGAUAUGAGCCAAAUUCUGCCUUUUUAAAUUUUUUUCAGAACAAUCCUCAUUGCAAUGUCACAAAUUGAUUGGUGUGUAGGAACACCUUUUUUAUAUUAAUGUUUAUGAAUUAAAAAACUUUUGCAAAGUU